CGAAAACCAACUCUGUCCACAAUUCUCUCUGCACCUCUCCCUGCAUUGUUGGCCUGCACAUUUCCAUUGCCAGCUUCUCCUCAGCCAAGAGCUCAAGAUCCACAAAAGGCAAACAAAAAUAACAGAUCAAAACAUUUUGGCAAAAGAAUUUUGUUUUCCACAAUCCAAGAACAGGACCGGAGCGCGGAAGUCGGAACACGGUUGACGCCAUUGCCAUGCGCAUCGCCUCCCGGCCCUUGACGCACGCCUAGCCAGCCAGCGUUCCCGGCCGAUCGUCAGCUGACUCGACGACGACAACGACGAUGCCGCUCAAGCAGGACGACGGCCAGGUCCAAGGGCAAGCGCCGCCCGGAGGCAGCUUGUGCUUGUGGAUGGUCACGGUGCUCCUCCUCCUCUCCCUGCUCGCCGGCGGCGGGUGCCUCGCCGCCUACAUCCUGCUGCCACCACACGAGAUGCCGGCCUGGCUCCCCGCCGUCGGCCUGGCGCUUGUCGCGCUCCCCUGGGCGUUCUGGAUCCUCACGUGCGCGUACCGGUGCGCCGUGGCCCGGGCCGCUGAGCGCAGAAUGAUGGCCGUCGCGCCGGCAGCCUCCGGCAGCAUGUGCUCGCGCUCCGGCUCAUGA
This is a messenger RNA of Setaria italica (foxtail millet), 620 nucleotides long. RefSeq lists its product as uncharacterized. Lineage: Eukaryota; Viridiplantae; Streptophyta; Magnoliopsida; Poales; Poaceae. The record is from RefSeq and is a predicted model, not a curated record. The coding region runs from base 303 to 620 and encodes 105 amino acids. The transcript has a single exon.